AAGAAAAAGAAAGGUUGAAACUUUAUGUAUUGGUUUUUCAGAUCUAAAAGCCAUAGUACACACAUUACUUAUGGCUGAUUUCCAAGAGCACUUGUUCCUUAUUAUCUUAUGGCUGAUUUCUACCAUCUUAAUUCUGGUGUUAUGUAAAUUUACUGGUUCUAAGCAUCGAUUUCCACCGACCCCAUUUGCCCUUCCCAUUAUAGGCCAUCUGCACCUUCUUGGCCCGAUACCUCACCAAGCUUUUCACAAGAUUUCUCUCCGAUAUGGAGGAGUUUUCCGCCUCUUUCUAGGCUCUGUACCUUGCGUUGUCGUUUGUUCACCAGAAAUGGCAAAAGAAUUCCUUAAAACAAAUGAAAAUGCCUUUCUUGAUAGACCUCAAAACUCGGCUGUAGCUUACUUAAGUUACGGGUCAAAAGACUUUGCUUUUGCUCCAUAUGGAUCUUAUUGGAAGUUCAUGAAGAAAAUAGUCAUGUCACAGCUCUUAAAUGGUACUACACUUGACUUGCUUCUUCCAGUUAGGCGCGAUGAGAUUAAUCGUUUUAUGAAAUCAUUAUCUAAAAAUUCCAAAGUUGGGAAAUCGGUGGAUCUUGAUAAGGAGCUUGUGAGGAUGUCAAACAAUGUGAUAUCAAGAAUGCUUAUGAGUGAAAGGUGUUCAGAUAAUGUAGAUGAUGCAGGGGAAAUGAAUCAAUUGGUUACUGAGAUAGCAGAGAUUACGGGUAAAUUUAACAUAUCAGACUACAUUUGGUUCCUUAAGAAUCUAGAUUUGCAAGGAUUUGGGAAAAAGAUGAAGGAUAUUCAUAGAAGAUUCGACCAACUGAUAGAAAGGAUCAUUAAAGAACAUGAAGAGGCAAGAAAGUUGGAUUCAGGGGCAUCAUCCAAGGACUUGCUUGACAUUUUACUCGAUGUUGCAGAAGAUACGAGCAUGGAGAUUAAGUUGACUAGAGAGAACAUUAAGGCCUUCAUUUUGGAUAUGAUAAUUGCAGGAACAGAUACUUCCGCAAUUACAGUAGAAUGGGCUUUAGCAGAACUUAUCAACCAUCCAAACAUAAUGAGAAGAGCGGUGGAAGAAAUUGAUCAAGUUGUAGGCAAAACCCGACUUUUACAAGAGUCUGACAUACCAAACCUUCCCUACCUCCAAUUGAUUGUCAAGGAAACUCUACGGCUCCAUUCCACGGGCCCAAUUAUUUUUAGGCAAUCAACAGAAGACUGCAUAGUAGGAGGUUACCAUAUUCCUGCAUCCACUGCUGUUUUUGUAAACGUUUGGGCCCUCGGUAGAGACCCAAACCAUUGGGAAAAACCACUUGAAUUCUGGCCCGAAAGAUUCAAAGAAAACAACUUGGAUGUGAGGGGACAACAUUUUCACUUGUUACCGUUUGGUAGUGGCAGGAGAAUGUGUCCUGGGACGUCACUAGCGUUGCAGGUGAUACACACAACGCUUGGUGCCAUGAUUCAGUGUUUUGACUGGAAGGGUGAGAAAGACGGAAAUCUUACUAGUGUUGACAUGGAAGAGGGAGUUGGGAUCACUCUUCCUAGAGCAAACCCUUUGGUUUGUAUUCCUGUGGCUCGGCUUAAUCCAAUUCCAUUCUUAGUGUAACAUGUCAUGGAUCAAGUUCGGUUCGUAUAAGUCUUUCAUGUUGCAAAGGUCUAGCUUCCAUUGUUUGUGUAAUAAAAAAUGAUCGAGGUUCCAAAUAUAAAGCUUUAAGAAUUAAGAUAUUCAUGUAAAGAGAAUGAAAACACAUUGUAAAAUCAAAAUAAGAGAGAAUGUAGAAGACAUAUGUUAGAUUUAUAUCAA
Molecule: messenger RNA, 1792 nt
Organism: Erigeron canadensis
Lineage: Eukaryota; Viridiplantae; Streptophyta; Magnoliopsida; Asterales; Asteraceae
Product: cytochrome P450 93A3-like
Exons: 2
Coding region: 71-1594 (507 amino acids)
Molecular function (GO): heme binding; monooxygenase activity; oxidoreductase activity, acting on paired donors, with incorporation or reduction of molecular oxygen
Source: RefSeq, a predicted model, not a curated record